AUGCCUAGAGGCGCUGAUGGUGGUGGUGCAAAGUACCCAGGGCCAUUCUUCUUCAAGAUCAGUAUCCUACCUAGUUUGUACCUUGCGUGGAAGGGAACGAGGCAUUUGGUUUUCGAUGAACUUCAUAAGAAGUACGGGGAGGCGGUCCGCACUGAGCCUAAUUUCCUUUCUCUGAUCACGCCAAACGCGAUUAGGCAUAUGUACGGUCCUCAGACAAAGUUCCAGAAGGCAUGUGAAUACCCUUCCACGAUUAGAAUGCCAGCUACUGACGGUACUCUUCAGGUCAUGUACUACACUCGCGGACCAAUAGAGAAGCAGGUACUCGUGAACAUCGCCAGCACCAGCACCAUUACGCUCCCAACCACGCCAAGCAAUUCAACCUCAUUACUUGGUCCCGAUAUGAACGUCUAUUCUGGGUCCGACGACUUUGAUAUGGAUUUCUAUAGUGAACUCUUUGACGCUACUAUGCUUCCCACCGCGGUAGAACAGAAGGACCCCUCGCCGGCCGCUUCAUUAGCAGAUAACUCUCUCGGCAUAUUAACGAUGGCAUCGGAUUGCAACUUUCCAAAUCUGACGGCACAUGAUCAAGCUUCCCUCGACGACCCGUGUCCCAUGUUUCCCGCUGCCGGCGCGACGGUAUCUAAAGCUCGUAGCAACACGUCUAUUGGAGCCAUAUCCCUGCCCCCCACGAAAAACUCGCCAUUGUCCAUCCAAUCUCUUCAGCCGUCGCUGCAAGACAUCCAGAAUAAUGCUCAUCUUCGGAGGGCGCAUAUCCCCGUUGACGAGGCCAUGCGCACCAACAAGGUCUGCAUGUCCCAAAUCUCCCGCACCAUGGAGAACGAAGAAUCCCUCAAAUCCAACAGCUGCUCCCUGCUCGUCGCUACUGCCAUGCAGAUGGUCAUUUUGCUGUAUGAGAAAGCCCUCUCCACGUCCGACCAAGGCCACUCAUGUUCUGUCAAAGACGACAGCAACCUCUGCGGUGGAACGAUGCUGACAAGGUCACCGCACUCGACUAUGUCAAGCACACUCACCACCACCAACAAUAACAGCAGUGAAUCGGACAACGACCAGCAGCAUGCCCUGUCGAGCUUCUCCACCAGUCCGAGCCGCAGCAGAAUGCCCGACCUCCAAUUUGGGGUCUUCCAAUUCGAGCCCGAGGAGCAGACCUGGAUCCGCAACCACAUCAUCCGCAAGGAACUGCAGAGGUGCAUCCAGACCCUGCGGGCGUGCCACUCGGACGAGCACCAAAGCAGACAGCAGAGCGCGCCGACUGGCGGGCCACCGGAUCUGGCUGGUGGAGAUGGAGCGGCGCGCAAAUGCGUUGAUUGCCUCUUUACCCGUUGGCCAGGCUGA
Molecule: messenger RNA, 1353 nt
Organism: Endocarpon pusillum Z07020
Lineage: Eukaryota; Fungi; Ascomycota; Eurotiomycetes; Verrucariales; Verrucariaceae
Exons: 6
Coding region: 1-1353 (450 amino acids)
Molecular function (GO): iron ion binding; heme binding; oxidoreductase activity, acting on paired donors, with incorporation or reduction of molecular oxygen
Source: RefSeq, a predicted model, not a curated record